AUUCCUAAAGGCUCGAGAAACUUUUCUUUAGGCUUUAAUUCUCUAUCUAUUUGCAAGGCGUGGAGGGAGAGGAGGAGGCGAUGGCGGGCAUCGCCGGAUUCUUCACGCGCAAAGAGCCGGCGGAAGAGAAUCAGGUUCCAUUUUGGAGCAAUCCCGAGCGAGCUGGUUGGCUCAUGAAGCAGGGAGAGUACAUUAAAACUUGGAGAAGACGCUGGUUUGUUCUUAAGCAAGGAAGGCUUUUCUGGUUCAAGGAGAGCACUAUCACUCAGUACUCUAGACCACGAGGAGUGAUUCUUGUGAGCGGAUGUCUGACUGUGAAAGGAGCCGAGGACGUUCUAAACCGGCAGCACGCAUUUGAAUUGUCCACGAACAAGGAGACGAUGUAUUUUAUCGCGGACUCGGACAAGGAAAAAGAGGACUGGAUCAACUCUAUCGGGAGAUCAAUCGUCCGGCACUCCAGGUCCAUAACGGAGACGGAGGUUCUCGACUAUUAGCUAAGUAAUGGCGUCGGUUCUCUCGUUUGGAUUAUAUAAUAGCUUGCGUGGCUAAGAUGAAGUGUGUGUACAGUAGGCAGCAGCCCGUCUCUCAAUUUAUCUAUCCCUGGAAACUUCA
Messenger RNA from Selaginella moellendorffii, 612 nucleotides. RefSeq names its product pleckstrin homology domain-containing protein 1. NCBI's taxonomy places the organism in Eukaryota, Viridiplantae, Streptophyta, Lycopodiopsida, Selaginellales, Selaginellaceae. Bases 81 to 494 code for a protein of 137 amino acids. The transcript has 5 exons. The record is from RefSeq and is a predicted model, not a curated record.